Molecule: messenger RNA, 1652 nt
Organism: Anolis sagrei ordinatus
Lineage: Eukaryota; Metazoa; Chordata; Lepidosauria; Squamata; Anolidae
Source: RefSeq, a predicted model, not a curated record
UCUUUCUUCUCUCAACAGGUACCUUAACAUGGGGAACCUUCUUAAAGUUUUGACGUGCACAGACCUGGAGCAGGGACCAAAUUUUUUCCUUGACUUUGAAAGUGAGAACUUUUUUUUAAAAACUGCUGAAGCAACAACGGUCUUGGUUUGCUCUGAAUGUGAAAAGCCAGUGUUUGAAAAUUUCCCUUUGCUUUCCCCCGAUGCAGAAGCUGCACUACGGGGUCUUCUUGGGGCCCUGACCAGCACCCCAUACUCUCCCACACAGCACCUGGAGCGAGAGCAGGCUCUUGCAAAACAGUUUGCAGAAAUCCUUCAUUUUACACUCCGGUUUGAUGAGCUAAAGAUGACAAAUCCUGCAAUUCAGAAUGACUUCAGCUACUACAGAAGAACGUUGAGUCGCAUGAGAAUCAACAAUGUCCCAGCAGAAGGAGAAAAUGAAGUAAAUAAUGAACUGGCCAACAGAAUGUCUUUAUUUUAUGCUGAAGCAACGCCCAUGUUAAAAACCUUAAGCGAUGCAACAACAAAAUUUGUUUCAGAGAAUAAAAACUUACCCAUAGAAAAUACCACAGAUUGCUUAAGCACUAUGGCCAGUGUUUGCCGAGUCAUGCUGGAAACCCCGGAAUACAGAAGCAGGUUCACGAAUGAGGAAACAGUAUCGUUCUGCCUGAGGGUAAUGGUGGGUGUCAUAAUUCUCUACGACCAUGUGCAUCCAGUAGGCGCCUUCGCAAAAACUUCAAAAAUUGAUAUGAAAGGAUGCAUUAAAGUUCUCAAAGACCAGCCUCCAAACAGUGUAGAAGGCCUUCUAAAUGCGCUCAGGUACACAACAAAACAUUUGAAUGAUGAGACUACCUCCAAGCAAAUCAAAUCUAUGUUGCAAUAACAGUUACCUGGAAGUCCUGCCCUGCUGAAUACAGUAUUCUGCAAUGACUGAGAUGCACAGAUCUUUUCAAAGUGAUUGCAACUACUAUCUUGUUCAGUCUUGCUUUUGAAUUUUUUUCUUGUCCUCUCUUCCAUAUUAAAAAAAAAUCACGUCCUUGUUCUUGAGUAAGCUGGUAACUUCUUUUUUCUGUGCCAAAAUCAAUGAAAAUUAUCACCUCUGGAAGGUAAUUUGUACUUUUCAGAGUGGCCAUUCUACGUGGCAGCUAAUUCUGCGUUGCGUUUUUGGAUUUCUCUGUACUGGAGAAAGUUCUGUGACUUGAACUAAAUAUUUUUAAACGUGUUUUUUUUUCCUUUUUUGUUUUUGGAAAACUAAUAUUUAAUAUUGCUUCUUGUGCAUGGCAAAACUGCCUAUUUCUGCUAUUUAAAAGAAAGAGACAAAGAAAGAAAGAAACCCUCAUUUUCUAUUGCAGCUUUUUUAUGUGCAACCAUGAGGAAACUUCAAAGCAGAUUUGUUUAAAUUAACUGUGUUUGUACAAAUGGUACCCAACACAAUGGUUUUUUUUUAAAGAAAAAAAAUAAAUGGGUAAAAACUGUUUGUUUUAAAAAGUUCAGUUUGCAUUUUGACUCAUUUUUGUAAGGAUGUCUGUUGUAUGUUUAAUAACUAACGUUUCAGGAAAAAAAGUGGUGUGUGCGUAGCCAAAUUACGUAUGCAUGUUUGUGUCAAAUGAUUGGCUGUGGAAGACACCAAUAAAGACUGGCUUUCAUUUUUCUAA